AUGUCUGCCAUAUUAUACUACAUCGAGCUCUUUCUCGGUGGGUAUAUUGCACUGACGCUUGCUCUCUACACCGUCUCACUUCAAGUCCCAGCAGCUGGCUUCUACGCGCGCUCACUCGCCUCAUACUUCGGACUGCUCAUCUCCUCGAUCUAUGCCUUCUUCGUGACCAUAGUCCUGCGUCUCUUUGGCCAGAGUCGAAGUGCGCAAUUCGCAAGCGGCCGGGGCAUCAAAUAUAUCCUGAAGUACCUGAUCGGUGUAACGUUUACAGUCGAGGACCCCAAUAACUACCUGAAUACCAUCCGUCCCGCCGUCUUCCUUGGAAAUCACCAGACGGAAUUGGAUGUGCUGAUGCUGGGCACGAUAUUCCCGAAAUACUGCUCCGUCACCGCGAAGAAGUCGUUGAAGUACAUACCUUUUAUGGGCUGGUUCAUGGCGCUUUCCAACACCGUCUUUGUCGACCGAGCGAACGCGGUCAGUGCUAGGAGUGCAAUGACUGGUGCGGCCGAGGAAAUCAAGAAGAAGAAGCAGAGCGUCUACAUCUUCCCUGAGGGUACAAGGAGUUAUACAAAAGAACCGGUGCUAUUACCUUUCAAGAAAGGCGCUUUCCACCUGGCAGUGCAAGCAGGUGUGCCAAUCGUGCCAGUGGUAGUAGCGAAUUAUUCGAAUAUCUUGUAUGUGCAAGGACGGAUAUUCAAAUCGGGGGAGAUUCCGGUCAAAGUCUUACAACCCAUCGAGACGAAGCACCUGACAUCCGCGGAUGUGGACGAUUUAGCUCGGGAUACAAGGGAAUUGAUGCUCAAGGAGCUCAUUAGCUUGACGGAGAGAGCAAGGGGGCAUCCUAUCUCAAUGCCAGCCCAGGAUCUGGCAGACGGAGUAGUGAAAGCGAGCGGCGCAAGAGUCACUAUGUCAUAG
Messenger RNA from Venustampulla echinocandica, 912 nucleotides. RefSeq lists its product as uncharacterized. The record is from RefSeq and is a predicted model, not a curated record. The transcript is spliced from 2 exons. The coding region runs from base 1 to 912 and encodes 303 amino acids. NCBI's taxonomy places the organism in Eukaryota, Fungi, Ascomycota, Leotiomycetes, Helotiales, Pleuroascaceae. Gene Ontology annotation, biological process: phosphatidic acid biosynthetic process. Gene Ontology annotation, cellular component: endoplasmic reticulum; membrane. Gene Ontology annotation, molecular function: 1-acylglycerol-3-phosphate O-acyltransferase activity.